Molecule: messenger RNA, 1070 nt
Organism: Lonchura striata (white-rumped munia)
Lineage: Eukaryota; Metazoa; Chordata; Aves; Passeriformes; Estrildidae
Gene: NTS
Product: neurotensin
Cellular component (GO): axon terminus; extracellular region
Molecular function (GO): neuropeptide hormone activity
Source: RefSeq, a predicted model, not a curated record
GGGAGGGAGGGAGCUUCGUCAGGAGGCGAUGGCGGUGCCGCCGUGACAUCACCCCGCGGCUUAUAUAGUUGGGGAAGGGUCUGGGUCCCCCGUCUGGUGCCUGCAGCCGCCCGUCAGCACGCGUGCGGAGGGCGAGGAGCGGCGGGGCUCUGUCUGUCUCUGUCUCUCUGUCUCGUCUCUCUCUCCUCUCUCCCUAGGAUUUAUGGACUUUACUUUCUAGAGGGCGGCGCGGCAAGGAUGAGAGUCCAGCUGGUGUGCGUGGUGCUGCUGGCCCUGGCCUCCUGCAGCCUCUGCUCAGAUUCAGAAGAGGAAAUGAAAGCAUUAGAAGCAGAUUUAUUGACCAAUAUGUACACAUCAAAGAUUAACAGAGCAAAACUUCCUUACUGGAAAAUGACCCUGCUAAAUGUCUGCAAUCUUGUCAACAACAUAAACAACCAAAUGGGGGAAACAGUAGAGGUAGAUGAGGAGGAUCUGGUUCCAGGACGACAGUUCCCUGCAGCUCUGGAUGGCUUCAGCUUAGAAGCAAUGCUGACAGUAUAUCAACUCCAAAAAGUUUGCCACAGCAGAGCCUUUCAGCAUUGGGAGUUACUUCAGCAAGAUGCUCUUGAUCUAGAGAACUCAAGCCAAGAAAAAGAAAUCAUGAAGAGAAAAAAUCCUUAUAUUCUGAAACGGCAGCUACAUGUGAACAAAGCUAGAAGACCAUACAUACUCAAGAGAAGUUCAUAUUACUGAUGCAGCAGAAGAAAACAAUGUAUAUUUAGUUCAUAGGUAACUGUGCACUACGGUUAUCUUAUCUAAAUCUGAAAUCAUACUUGUGUGAAAAUAUACUCUGGAAAUUCAAGAUGAUAACAUAGCUGUGUCUUUUUUGCAAUUGCUGUUUCUUGAUUGUGAAUUUUUCCUACUUGAGAUUAAUUGGACUAAUACAUUUGUGAAUAAAACUAGUUUUUAAGCAUGAUAUAUUGUACAAAACUGAGAUUUCAACAUGCUUUCAAACAACCUUGUAGUCUUUUCCAGUUUUAUAAAGUGCACCAACAUAACACCAAGUAAAUUGAUAUUGUCCAUAAAUCCUA